Messenger RNA from Fusarium coffeatum, 2553 nucleotides. RefSeq lists its product as uncharacterized. Bases 1 to 2553 code for a protein of 850 amino acids. The record is from RefSeq and is a predicted model, not a curated record. The transcript has a single exon. Gene Ontology annotation, molecular function: microtubule binding; GTPase activity; GTP binding. Lineage: Eukaryota; Fungi; Ascomycota; Sordariomycetes; Hypocreales; Nectriaceae. Gene Ontology annotation, cellular component: cytoplasm; microtubule; membrane.
AUGCGCCCUUCACUCGAUUCUUCCCUGGGAGACCAGGGCCUUGCUACCGAGCAACGCAGUCUUCUAGAUCUCAUCGACAAGCUUCAAUUCGCACAGCUCGACGAUGUCAAACUUCCACAAAUUGUCGUCGUGGGCGACCAGUCCGCUGGAAAGAGUUCCGUCCUCGAAGCUCUUACCGGUACACCCUUCCCUCGCGAGGCCGGCGCCUGUACACGAUUCGCGACAGAGAUUCGCAUGCGACGAGCAAAGGAAACAAAAUUAAAGGUUUCCAUCAUUCCCGACAAAAACAGACCUCAAAGUGACCAAGCCCGUCUACUUCAAUAUGGCGGCGACGUCACUGGUGACACACCGUUCGAUGCGAUGAUGCGUGAUGCAACAGAAUUGAUUGCUCCACGAAGUAUCCCCGGUCGCUUUGCCGCUCGCGACAUUCUCGUUGUUGAGAAGAGCGGUCCCGACAUGCCACUAUUGACUCUGGUCGAUUUGCCUGGUCUUGUUCGUGUCGCCAACCGAGAUCAAUCCGAGAACGACAUCCAAACCAUCGAAGCCCUUUCCGAUCGAUACAUGAAGAGCUCCCGAACCAUCAUUCUUGCUGUUAUUGGCGGCAACAACGAUUAUGUUCAAGCUCCUAUCCUCAAGAAGGCCCGUCACUUUGAUCCCAAGGGAUCACGCACUAUCGGUGUCCUCACAAAGCCCGACAUGACUGAGCGCAUCGGUCUCGAGGAUAAGUUUAUUGAGCUUGUUACCAACAAGGAUCAAGAAAACAGCUGCAAGCUUGGCUGGUUUGUCCUCCUCAACCCCGGCCCAGGCGAGCAAUGGCAGACUCCCGAAGAUCGCGCCAACCGAGAAGCCGAGUUCUUUUCCCGUGGAAAAUGGGCAACUCUUCCUCCUGAGAUGUGGGGUAUUGGUGCUCUCCGCGCAAAGCUGAGCACUCAACUUCAGCGACACAUCGGCAAGCAUGUCAAGACUCUACGUCGCCAGAUUCAGCAAGCCCUGGAAGGCUGCGAGACUCAACUCAAGGCUAUGGGCGUUGGCAAAGAUACCCCAGAGGAGAUGCGUUUCCAGAUGGGUGAACUCUUUACAGCAUCCAACAACCUUGUCACCCCUGCUGUCAACGGUAACUACAAGAACCCAUUCGGUGAGCGAUUCUUUGCUAGACAGUCAAGCCCUAAGGGUACACCGUCGCAAAAGCUUCGUGCUCGUAUCCGCGAUGAGAGUGAGCGUUUCGCAAAACGGUUCCGACAGCACGGUCGUAAGGUGACCUUCCAGAAUCCGCCUCCUGCCGGUGCCAAUGGCGAUGCUGCAAACGGCGCUCAAAACGGUACACCUCUUCCCUCCGCUAUUGGCGAUCGCAGCAAGAAAGACUUUGCCGAGUAUGAAGUUGAACCUCUUCUCCGACAAAUCCGGGGUAAUGAAUUGCCCCUCGACUCCAACCCCCGAGCACCUUACAUCUUGUUCCAAGACUACUCCCGAAACUGGCCUGUUCUUGCCCAAGAGUACAAGGACAAUGUUGGUGUCAUCUGCAACGAGUUUCUUGCAGACGUUAUCGACCACGUCUGGCCUAUGCGCAUGCGUGAUCCUCUUCGCAUGCACUUCCUCGAGCUGAGAAUGAAGGAGUUGUAUGAGAGUGCCGACACCGAACUCGGCCGUCUUACCGACGACAUGGAGCUCGAGAUUCAACCUUUCGACCCCGAGUAUGAGGAUCGUCUUCGCAAGUGGCGCGCCGAGGCUACCGAGAAUGGCGGUACCUACACUGAAGCUGAGGAGGUUCUGGAGAAGAUGCUUAUCUACUACGAUCUUACCGCUCGCAUCUUUACCCGCAACGUCAUCACUCAAGUUGUUGAGCGACACCUUCUUCUCGGUAUGCUGCGUCUCUUCAAUCCUAUCGAGAUCCUCCGCAUGCAAGACACCACCAUUGAGGCUAUUGCUGCCGAGAACAAGGAGACUCGCGAACGUCGCAAGACUCUUCAAACUCAGAAGAAGGCCAUCGAAGAGGCCAAGGCUAUCUGUGCCAGUCUCGCUAUGCGAAGCGAGUUGCGAGCAUACGAGGAUGAUCCAGAUGAUGAUGUCCCAACAGACGAUGAAGAACAAGUUCCUCAGAUGACCCGUCGUCAGGUUGGCGCGCCUCAGAACAUUCCCCAGAACAAUGCAUCCCAGAACGGUGCAUCCCAAGGUGGACUGCUCCAGACACAACCCACUCCCCAGCCUCGCACCUCUCACGAGUCUACCCGUAGAAACCGAGACAGCCGGGACGAGCGACAAGAACGGCAAGAGCGAGAGGAACGAGCAAGCCGACCUCCCGUCCCAACUCAAGACUCCUACCAGAACGGCUACCGACAAGAGCCCAGCCGUGAUUGGGAGCCAGUGUACCACCAGCAGGCUCAACAGGCCCAACCUGGACAUGCUCCUCCUCCCCCACCUCCCCGUCCUUCAAAGGUCGGCCUAGGAGAUGAGGGUUACGGUCGUCAAGAGUCUUAUAGCGAGAGUCCUGGACGAAGUGAUCGCCGAGAGGGUGCACGACAUAGACUUGUGAACGCCAUGCGAAUGGGAAAUUAA